This is a messenger RNA of Plutella xylostella (diamondback moth), 4445 nucleotides long. It is a transcript of the gene Achi, whose product is annotated as achintya. Gene Ontology annotation, biological process: regulation of DNA-templated transcription. The record is from RefSeq and is a predicted model, not a curated record. NCBI's taxonomy places the organism in Eukaryota, Metazoa, Arthropoda, Insecta, Lepidoptera, Plutellidae. Gene Ontology annotation, molecular function: DNA binding.
AUACGUCAAAGUUGACAUGUAAAUAAACGAAAACAAAGGCAUUAUUUACUGUAAAAAUGCGAUAAAAGUGCUUGGACUUGCAUCUUACACCUAUAUUCCAUCAAUUUUGUGAGUAUUUGGGCCCAUUACGUCAUCGGGGAACGCAAUCUCAUGAAACUAAAAUGGCGCCAAUGGCCUAUAGUUGUAUGCUAAUAUUUGCUUUCUUCGCUUUACUUUCUAGUUGUGGACCCUAUGCUGUAGUGUCAAUGUUUUUGCAUCUAAAUAUUGUACUUAAGUGUGGUUGUAAUGAAGAAGUUGGCACAUGCAUAGGUUAUUUUUAGCGCAGCAGCUGUGUGCUUGGCCAAUUUAGCCUGCGCAUGGCGCCUGGGGCUGCGUGACCUUUGGGCGACUUCUCGCACUCGGAAAAAUACUCGAAGCUAAGUUUAGUGGUCGAAAUUCGCAUCACAGUCGGAUCGUCAAAGUGUCAAAUUUCAUGGCUUGUUUAUUUUUGUUUUUGAGUUCUCAUUUGACUUGUAAAACGUCGUAAUGACAGUGGAUUGACGUGACAAGCUAACAAGAUGGCUGCCAACCCAGCAGGAUUUGUCACGCGACUAUCUCGAGACCGCUUCCCGUCCACGUCGUCUGACGACAAUGAGAGCGACGGCGACAUGGACAUCGCGCGCCGGCAGAGCAUGCUGCAGGUGGUGGGCCACUCGCCGGGCGGGCCGCCGCCGGGGCUGGCGGGGUCGGUGCGCAAGCGGCGCGGCAACCUGCCCAAGCACUCGGUGAAGAUCCUCAAGCGCUGGCUCUACGACCACCGCUACAACGCCUACCCCAGCGACGCGGAGAAGCUCACGCUCAGCCAGGAGGCCAACCUCACCGUACUGCAGGUGUGCAACUGGUUCAUCAACGCGCGGCGCCGCAUCCUGCCGGAGAUGAUCCGGCGCGAGGGGCACGACCCGCUGCACUACACCAUCUCGCGCCGCGGCAAGAAGCAGCCGGGCGCGGCCGGCGGGCAGAUGGCCGCCGCCAGCGCCUGGGAGGGGCAGGAGGUCGAGACGGAGGCGGGCGCGGCGGCGUACGCGGACGGGCUGCUGGUGUACCGCGGCGACGAGCUGGCCGACGACGAGGACUACUCGUCCGCCGUCAGCGAGGACGAGGUCAAGUACGACCCGUCCGUGUGGCAGUCCGUCAUCCGCUACCAGCCGCAGGACGACCAGAAGCGGGGAACGGCGGCAGUAGUGACGGUUGUGCCGGCGGGGCGCGAGGCGGGCGGCGACCGCGAGCAGUUCAAGUGCCUGUACCUGCUGGUGGAGACGGCCGUGGCCGUGCGCCAGCGCGAGCAGGAGCAGGACCACGUCGCCGUCUAGUGCCCCCAGAGCCAUAUUCGAGCGCGAGCGAAGAGACGCUUCACCGACACACCAAGCGAAGUGGCCUUUCAGCUCGAUUUUAGAACGCGUUUACAAUAGACAAGCCGACCGUAAGACAUCUUACAUAAUGUACUCAUAUUGACUAUGAUUUGAUGCCUUAAAAUGUACCUAACUACGCAUAAAAGCUACGUGCACCAACGGUUUAUAUAAUUAUCAACUAUAUAGGCUUUUCAUGUCCUGUAUCAUUAGUAUAGAAAAAUCUAAUUAAAUGAACACCUGUGUACGGUCUGAGAGAUUUAUAAAAAACGGAACAUGUCCUAAAUAGUAGGUCCGAAGGCGUAGACACUACGACGCUCUACAAUAGUAGUGUGGUUUUCGCAAGCAAUAACAUUUUCUUAGGAUAGUUACAGAAUUUCAGUGUAUCCGUAAAGCCCUUUACUUUUCUAAUAAUAAAACUGGCUCCCCGUGGUACAUGGAAUCGAUCUAUAUACAAACUUCGUCUUCUAUUUCUAUUAUUGUAUUUUCAAAUGACGAUUUGAAUGUUUAACUACCUACCUACACUGUUACUAGUGUGAUUUAGUGCACAAGUACAUAGUUAUUUUCCGUACACUUGUGUAUGUUUUGAUUGUGACAUUAUUGAACGGACUAACACGCUUCCGUGACAAAUUUAGAGUGAGAUAGCAGUAGGUAUAUUAGUGUAUUAAUAUUAUGAUCAUUUUUAAAUAAUGAUACCUACCUAGUUACUGCAAUAUGUACCUCUAUAGGUAUGUAACAUAAUUUAUACUAUUACGUAUAACUAAAAUACAGUAGAUUUGUAAAGUUUUGAUGUCAUUUAUUUAAAGCAACAGUUCGUUCGGUUCAUCAGAUUUACUUAGUAAUGACUGCAUACAUAGAACAACAAUAGCCUUAGUAUUAUGUAGUAAAUAUAUUUAGUGGUUUAGAGGAGUAACUAUAAAUGACUAUUUAUAGAGUAGUUGUGACUAAAUUAUUUGCCAUAAUUACUAAGUACAUCCUUCCUCCACGCUACAUUGUAAGCAGAUUAAGGUUAUUUUGCAUUUUCAUUAAAUAUCUAUUUCAUAGUAGUUCAGUAGUUCUAGUCCUAUCAUUCAUUAGCCAACAAUACUCUUUUUAGAAAUUAGUGGCAAUGGUUCACUUGUUACUUAUAUGUGUGUCAAUACGUAAGAGUAAGUGGUUAAUUCUACUACUUACUCGAACCAUACAUCUUUAUCAACAUGAGGUGAGAAUUUUAGGGUUUUGAGACUUUAAUGAAACUAAAAUUAAUAAAACAUAGUGCAUACUUACCAUAUUUUAUUUUGCUUUCUCAUUAGUAAAAUUCUCAAAUCAGAGCUUAUGUUACAUUAAUCGUUCAUGAAAAUUAAACCCUUGCUAUGAAUAUUACUUAUAUUAUAUUAGGUAUUUUUUUAUUAUGUUUGGUAAGCUGAAAGAAAUUUUCACCAUGCACAAAAGCUGCUUUUUCUACGACUUAUUAAUAUACAGAACCUCUGUAAUUCGAACCUCUCAAGAAGACGCCGAAGACUUAAAACUUGUUUUUAUAACAACUUAAUACCUACAUGUUUUAACUUCUAAGGAAUAGUUUUGAAGAGGUUGCAUCUUAUCGAGUUUCAACUUCCAGAGGUUGUAAUUACGAAUGUUAAAAAGACUACGGGCAUUUGAGUUUUGAAGGUAUCACUCGGUGUAGCCAUAGCUAUUACAAAUUGUAUAAAAAAUAUAUAUCACUAUCAAAUAACAUAAUAUACCUACCUACUUCUCUCACGCGAAUCAUAAUAAUAAUAUAAUUAUAUUUCAUAUUAUCUCAUUCGUGUCAUGUCGCAAAUGCCUAUUUUCUUUCAUGGAACUUGUAGUAAAAAAGUUUUUUCUAUGGUUGAGUCAUUAUUACCUUUUAGCUUACUAUCAAACAUCGUGUUGGUAACAACCUGUAGUAGACAUCCUGCAGCAAAGGUACUAGGUUUUUUCUUCUAUAAUUUGCUACACUGUGCCAUCGGCAAAUUAUACGUGUGUUUUCUAAAACUAAAAAUACUUACAAAUAUUCACUUAAUAUUCGGAAAUAGUAAUAGUUUAGGGUGGUAUAUUUAAACGUUUUGGCUAAACCGGCUUUGUUUAGUAGAAAUAACUGUAUGUGUGCUUUUUAUUUUUAACUUCUAUCACGCACGGCGCAAAGCCCUGUAAUGCUAACAUAGUUACACCGUGUACAUAUUUUUGACAGACUUUCGAGAACAUUUGCAAUAAUUAAAGAUAAAAAUAUAAUAAUCAUAUAUAACAAAGCAUAUACUGCCAAAAUUAUUUGUGUACAUAUAACCGAGUUAGAUAUAGUAAGUAAGAUAAAUAGUAAACUUAGUACGUAGAGACGUAGAAGAAAUGAUUUAAGUUAAGUCAUGUGAUGACUUCGACUGUAUACUUCAGUUGUUUUUAAUCUCUGAUAUAAAUCGUAAUUUCUGUAUUAAUUUAGGGAGGGAAUUAAUUUUUAUUUAUUUGAUUUAAAAGAUGUAUCAGAGUGUUAAAAGGCUUUUAAACUAUAGAGAACAAGUUACUCCCAUUUUAAGUUAAAUAAGUAGGUUAGGUACCUAUAGUAUGUAGGUAUCCAUUUUACUCCUAUUUCAUUACACCUUAAUAAUAAUCAUUAAUUUAGGCAUUUUGCACAUUACCCUUUGUCGGUAUGUAAUAAUGUAUAACUUUUGAAUUAAAAUUUCCUUUAGGUAAUUAGAACCUAUCGCAAAAUAAAUUAAUGUAAUACUGCGUGUGCGUAUACCUACCUAUACAAUGAUUUGAGCUUUGGCGAACUACUUUUUUUUGAAAGCUCCACAGGUGAAAGAUACUGUAUUCAUGCUUAAAAGCGAUGAUUAUUAUUAUAAAUUAUUUUGAUGAAACAUUUCUCUAUGCAUAUUUAUAAGCUCAUCUCAUAAUUCAAAUAUUUUAUGCGGUUCCUUAUUAAAGUAAUUUCGGAGGUGUAUGGAUAAUAUUAUUAUUGAGUGUAAGGUUAUUUUGUUUCUCCCGAGUACAAGUAGGUGUAUUUGGUUACUCUGUGUACAUAUUUGUGUGUAAGAUCGUAAUUUAGUGAUUAAACUUGAGUUCACAGUA